AUGCACACCUCCAUGAUCAAGUCCAAGUUCCUCAGCCACCCUGAGGAUCUCGGCAUCGUCGCUGUAGGCUUUUCGGGUGGCCAGCAAAAACUCGGCGUCGACGCCGGUCCCAAGGCCCUGAUCGACUCUGGCCUCAUCACCCAGCUGCGCGACGAGCUCGGGUACAAGCUCCACGGCGACGACGAGGUACACUCGUACACCGACGUCAUCCCCGAGUCGGACCCGCCGUUCCGCAACAUGAAGAACCCCAAGGCCGUCUCCUCGGUGACCCAGCGCAUCGCCGACCAGGUCUACCAGCAGUCGCGCCUCGGCCGUCUGACGCUGACGCUCGGCGGCGACCACAGCAUCGCCAUCGGCACCAUUGCCGGCUCGGCCAAGGCCACCCGCGAGCGUCUCGGCCGCGAGAUCGCCGUCAUCUGGGUCGACGCCCACGCCGACAUCAACACCCCCGAGACGAGCGACAGCGGCAACAUCCACGGCAUGCCCGUCGCCUUCGUGACGGGCCUCGCCAAGGAGGAGAAGCCCGAAUACUUUGGCUGGCUCGGCGACGAGCACAUGCUCAACAUCAAGAAGCUCGUCUACAUUGGCUUGAGAGACGUCGACGCCGGCGAGAAGAGGAUUCUGAGGGAAAACGGCAUCAAGGCGUUUAGCAUGUUUGACAUUGACCGCUACGGCAUCGGCCGCGUCAUGGAGAUGGCGCUCGCGCACAUUGGCACCGACACGCCCAUCCACCUGUCGUUCGACGUGGACGCGCUGGAUCCCCAGUGGGCGCCGUCCACGGGCACGCCCGUCCGCGGCGGCCUCACGUUGCGCGAGGGCGACUACAUCUGCGAGUGUGUGCAUGAGACGGGCAGCCUCGUGGCGGUGGAUCUGGUGGAAGUCAACCCGCAGCUGGCGGCCGACAGUGCAAGCGAGACGAUUCGGGCAGGAUGCUCGCUCCGAUAG
Messenger RNA from Colletotrichum siamense, 945 nucleotides. RefSeq names its product Arginase (gene aga-1). Bases 1 to 945 code for a protein of 314 amino acids. Gene Ontology annotation, molecular function: manganese ion binding; arginase activity. Gene Ontology annotation, cellular component: cytosol; cytoplasm; nucleus. The transcript is spliced from 4 exons. The record is from RefSeq and is a predicted model, not a curated record. Lineage: Eukaryota; Fungi; Ascomycota; Sordariomycetes; Glomerellales; Glomerellaceae.